Gallus gallus (chicken) is the source of this 3775-nucleotide messenger RNA. RefSeq names its product t-complex-associated-testis-expressed 1 (gene TCTE1). Gene Ontology annotation, biological process: flagellated sperm motility. Gene Ontology annotation, molecular function: protein binding. The record is from RefSeq and is a predicted model, not a curated record. Lineage: Eukaryota; Metazoa; Chordata; Aves; Galliformes; Phasianidae. Gene Ontology annotation, cellular component: sperm flagellum. Bases 2169 to 3542 code for a protein of 457 amino acids. The transcript has 6 exons.
GCCGACGCUGCCCCCGAAGCCCGGCCUGCUUCCCAACGCGCCGUUGCCGGGCUGGGGCCACGGCCCGCCCUGCAGCCACCGCGUCCCCGGAUACCGACGGCCGCCCCGGCGACGGCCGCGUCCCCAACGGCCCAUUGCGGAGACUCUUGAGGAGCUGCAGUAUGCUGCCCUAAUGGAUCCUUAGCAUCAGCCCUUCUGUGCGAGUGCCCGGGAGCGCUGCCAGGCCGUGCUGCUGGGCGUGGGGCUGCCGGCCGUGUCUCCUCUCACCCGCACACGGUGAGCACAGCACAGGGGCAGGGAGAGCCGCCGGCACGUCCAGGGUGCUGCAGCAACGUCCUGAGAGAGCUUCAUCCUGUUCUGAGCUGUGCUGGGAAUGCCGCUUCAGCCGGGGGCGUAACCGUACUCAGGGUGAACCAAAAAAGCAGAUGGCCAUUCCCAGAGCAAAGCAGGUGCAGCCGGAAGGUUGGUUUGCUGUUUAAAUGCAUGCUCACCAUCUUCCAGCCCUUUUCUGACCACAGAAAAGCCAUCAGAAGCCCCGUUUAGCUGUGACUGGCCUGGGGGACGGAGUGACACAGAUGCUUUUUGAUAGAGGGUGAAGGGCUGAGCAAGGAGAAAGCAUUUUCCCCAGUCACCUCACCUCUGUCAGUGCCACCUCGCUGCCGUCCGGCUGUGCUGUGCCCUUCUGCAAAAGCCCAGCAAGCACCAGGAGCUCAGUUUUCAGCAGGGUUGUGCAGUCAGUUCUCCCCUCUUUCCUCUCAACAGCAGAGGCAGCAAGCUGGCAAAGCCCGCUGCAAAGCUUUCAGGGAAAGAGAUCAUGCCGGCUGAGGCAGCACAAGCUGGGAUUGUGCACAAGCAGAGAAGGGAUUGAAGGGCUGUAGGGCUGAGGAAUGCUGUAGGGCACGGUGCUGAGGGGCGCUUGGCUUCUACUCAUGACAUCUUCCUUUUGACUCUGCCCUUUGCCGUGAGCCAUGCUCUGGGUCUUAUAGGAAGCCGCCCUCACUUCUGAUGCUGCCAGCCCAUGUCCUGCCUGAUGCUGCUUUUAGGUGCCUCUAACCCAUAUGGCCCAGUAAGGAUCAGCAUGGCUCUGCACACCCUGACGUAGGGUCAACAAGGCUGGGCACUUCUGCUGGAGCCAGGAUUCAAGAGGCAGGCUCAUUGCUCGUACCCAUCAGGGCUUCCAGACUAUCGCUGCACACGUGGAUGUAACAGCUGAGGUUACAGCUCCUGAGGUUGGGGUGGGAAGCAGCAAAUGGGAAGGUUUAGUCUGGGAAAGCUCUGCACGGCUAAUAGGACCGAGCAUCCUGCCUUCUGCUCCAGGCUGGUUCUUUUAGCUCUUAUCUGCUGAUGCUCAGGGUGGGUCUGGACAGGUCUGAACCGUCUCAUCAGUUAAUGGAUGUUUGGAAGGAGUUCAGCAGGAGAGUAAUUGAGCGAAGUAUUAAAAAGUGCAUGCACUUAUAGUAAGCAUCUGUCUGUAAAUACAGGCAAACUGGAUCAGACCAGGAGAUGAUGUGGCCUGGUAUCCCCUUCUGGCAGUGACUAUAAGCAGGUGGAAAACCACAAGUAUGUGUUCCUUUCUUCCAGUACUCUCCCCGCCUCCAACCAUCUUCUUCAGCUCAGACUGAGCCAGGUGUGGCUUCUGAGCACUGACUCUUUCACACAGGGUUUCUUUUCCUUGAACUUCUCCUGCAGCCUCUGCAGACUGUCAGCACCUGCAGCAUCCUGCGGCAAGGCAAGGCAUUCCCCAGUGAAGAACCCCCUUUUCCCUUUGGUUUAAGCCCAUCCCGACAGCUUUGCCUAUUUCUUUUCUGGAACAGACAGCGAGCAAUCAAUUCUUGUCCAUCCUCUUCAACAGCACUUGAAUUAAUACCGCCUUAUUAUCUGUUUAUCCCAUGUGCUAUCUAAAGACCUCUUUGUGCAAGGCGCUGCAUAAAGAUAAGGCUCAACAACACUUGCUUUGUUGCGGUGCUCUGGGUGCAAGCAGAGCAGCAGAAGGACUGGCUGAGACUGUGUGAUGAAAUAGCAUGAGCCGAGCACCCGUCUGGCCAGCCUCCAUCUAAGGCUGCCUUUUUCUUGAUCAGGCAGCCCGGCUGGAAAGCGCAGUGGUGUUUUCCUGAUCCCGAUCCAUUCUCCUCGUGCUUCUACCGAAGGAGCAGCGGGCCCUGAGCAGGAUGCAGCAGGCGGUGGGGGAUGGGGGCAGAGCUGUCCCCUCGCUGCGUGCUUCCCAAAGCAGGCUCAUGGCUGACUCGUUCUGCGUGCACCGCAUCAUCGAGGAUCCCGAGUGGUGCCUCAUCGCCGUCCCCCCCCUCACCGAGCUGUGCCUGCAGCACAUCGUCCAGAAUUUCACAAACAACCCUGUUUUAGAUCGUCUUCCGCCUGAGGACCAAAGGAAGGUGCUGGCCAGGCUUCCCACAGGCCUUCCGCUCACUGUCACCGCCAACCUAAUAAGUGAUGAGGGCUACUGGAAGAGGUGCUGCACCGAGCGCUGGCAAGUGUGUGACAUCUCCAACCACGGAGGCAGCUGGAAGCGGAUGUUCCUUGAACGUCACCUGGAGAACAUCCUGAAAUGCUUUGUCCCCAACACCACGGACCCCGACCGGGUUCUGGAGCUCAUCCCGCUCUGCAGAGACUAUGUGCGGAAACUGGAGGUUGAUCAGUUCCUGCCACCCGUGAAGGAGGAUGAAAAGGAGGAGACGGAUGACCUUUCCGAUUCAGGGAGUGAUUUGGGGUUUGGCGAGGUCUACAUUCAUCACUAUGACCUGGGAGCCCUCGUUCCUGCUCUCCCUCUCCUUGAAGAGCUUCAUCUUACUUACGGCGUGAAGGACUGUGGCAUGAACUUUGAGUGGAACCUCUUUAACUUCACCUACCAGGACUGUUGCAACCUGGCUGCUGCCGUGAAGAUGUGUCACAACUUGAAGGUUUUCAAGCUGACACGCAGCAACGUGGAUGAUGACAGGACCAGACUGCUGGUCCGCAGCUUGCUGGAUCACCCCUCCUUGGUGGAGCUGGACUUAUCCCACAACCUCAUCGGGGACAAGGGGGCACAAGCUGUCAGCAAGCUCCUCAACCACAGCAAGUUAGAAAUCCUCCAUCUGUGUAACAACCAGAUCCGUGAUGAGGGUGCCCAGGCUCUGGCCCAAGCGCUGGCAAAGAACUGCACCCUGACCUCCCUGAAUCUGCGCCUCAACCACGUGGAGGACAAGGGUGGGGAGGCGAUGGGCUGUGCGCUGCUGACCAACACCACCCUGAAGUCCCUCCACCUGGGAGGCAACAGGCUUGCAGAGCCGACAGCUGUGCUUUUCUCCCAGGUCCUCACUCAGAACUCCACCCUGACUUGUAUCAACUUCUCAUGCAAUCCCAUCGGGCCGGAUGGUGGGAAGCAGCUGCUCGAAGGGCUCAGGUGUAACCAGACCAUGACAGAGUUUGACCUCCGCCUGGCAGAGGUGGGCGAGGAGAGCGAGUACCUCAUCAGCCAGAUGCUGUGGGCCAACAGGGAUGCUGCCCGCCUGCAGCCUGUGCUGCAGCAGCCUGCUGAGCCUCUCUGACCAGACAGCUGCAGCAAGCAAGUAGCUGAAGGAUUCUCUCUGCUCUUUUUGCUGCACGCAGCCAAGACUACCAGCACCACCUAACCACCAUCCCAAGCAUGCUCCUGGGCUGUGUGCCUCCUGUGAACUGCUUGGACACCACAAGAGACCAGCAGCCUAUUACCGCCAGUGUGCGAGGCUUCAAACCGUGGAUGAAUUGGUAACAAUUAAAGCCCCAACAGCUGAUAGCACCA